Belonocnema kinseyi is the source of this 2535-nucleotide messenger RNA. RefSeq names its product ATP-dependent Clp protease ATP-binding subunit clpX-like, mitochondrial (gene ClpX). Gene Ontology annotation, biological process: protein catabolic process; proteolysis. The transcript has 7 exons. Gene Ontology annotation, cellular component: mitochondrial matrix. NCBI's taxonomy places the organism in Eukaryota, Metazoa, Arthropoda, Insecta, Hymenoptera, Cynipidae. The coding region runs from base 220 to 1995 and encodes 591 amino acids. The record is from RefSeq and is a predicted model, not a curated record. Gene Ontology annotation, molecular function: zinc ion binding; ATP hydrolysis activity; protein dimerization activity.
AAAUCAGAUGUCGCUGCGAUCGAGUGGACGUCUGCGUCCAGUGUAAAAUUGGGUUGGGGAACGUUGGGGAACAUUUUUUGGACCUUUGGCAAUCUUUGGGAUUGCUUCGCAACAAUUUACGUUAUUUAUACGUCACAGACUUAAUUUAUAAUAAAAUUCUGCACCAAAUUAGUUUUGUUGAAACAUACUGCAGUGAAAUUCUGCUGAAUCAGUAUAACUAUGAGUUGUGCCCGCUGUUGUUUGGUUGGUGUCAGCCGUUUGGCUUUGUCGAAUCAUGUCGUAAAUCACGUACACAAAAUAGUUAGGGUGGUUGCUUCCCGUUCUAUAUGCACCACGGGAAUUGUGAACAAAGUCCCGACAGAACCUACACCUCCAAAUAAGGACGCUGGGGCGAGUGCUGGAGGAAGUACUGGGAGAGAUGGUAGCGGGGGUAAAAAAAAUACAUUGACUUGUCCAAAAUGCGGGGAUCCUUGUACACAUGUUGAAACAUUCGUAUCUUCAACGAGGUUUGUGAAAUGUGAAAAGUGUCAUCACUUUUUCGUAGUAUUGUCGGAAAUAGAUUCGAAGAAAAGUUUGAAGGAAGCACUAAGGCCAGAGGACUCAAAACAAGGUUUUUAUAGAAAACCACCACCUCCUCCGAAAAAGAUUUUCGAAUAUCUAAAUAAACACGUAGUGGGCCAAGAGUACGCGAAAAAAGUCCUCAGUGUGGCUGUUUACAAUCACUACAAGCGAAUUCACAAUAAUCUUCCUGUGCAAACCUCAGGGCAAACUAAUGCCAAUGCAGUUGGCAAUCAAGAUCUCAAUCAUCCUUUCACUCACAGAGGUCUUAAGCCACAUUUGCUCCACAUAUCCAACCUUGGAAAUCCUCUAGGCGUCGGUUUCCAGCACGUUUCACAGGGUAGCGAGCAGCCGCAAAAAGCAGGAUCCCCAUCGACCCUCGGCUCCGAUAUUCUGGACAGUAAGCAGCACCAACUAAAAUUGGAAAAGAGUAACAUUCUGUUGCUGGGACCAACUGGAUCUGGAAAAACUCUUCUAGCUCAAACAAUAGCCCAGUGCUUAGAUGUUCCGUUCGCAAUUUGUGACUGUACGACUCUUACUCAAGCCGGAUACGUUGGCGAGGAUAUAGAGAGUGUGAUAGCAAAACUUCUUCAGGAUGCAAAUUAUGUAGUAGAUAGAGCACAAAUGGGUAUAGUGUUCUUAGACGAGGUAGACAAAAUCGGUGCAGUACCAGGAAUUCAUCAACUGAGAGACGUCGGUGGUGAGGGUGUGCAACAGGGAAUGCUGAAAAUGUUGGAAGGCACGAUUGUGAAUGUACCUGAAAGAAACAGCUCGCGAAAACUUCGUGGAGAUACUUUACAAGUUGAUACAACGAACAUUCUUUUUGUGGCAUCUGGAGCUUAUAAUGGUCUCGACAGGCUAGUCUCGAGACGUAAAAACGAGAAGUAUCUCGGUUUUGGUGCUUCACCCGCGGCAGAAAGUCCGGGAAGAAGAGCCGCGAGUCUCGCUGAUGUGGCUAACAUGUCGCCUUCCACAGAAGAUGAUAAUAGGGAAAAAGACAUUCUUCUGAGACAAGUUGAAGCAAGAGAUCUCAUAGAUUUUGGUAUGAUUCCUGAAUUUGUAGGCAGAUUCCCUGUCCUCGUACCCUUCCACACGUUAAACAGAGAGAUGCUCGUCAGGAUUCUCACCGAGCCCAAGAAUGCUAUGGUUCCACAGUAUCAGAUGCUGUUUUCCAUGGACAAGGUCGAAUUAACAUUCACGGCAGAAGCACUGGAUGCGAUUGCAGCAAUGGCAAUGGAAAGGAAAACUGGAGCGCGAGGUCUUCGAGCCAUUAUGGAAUCGCUUUUGCUCGAGCCCAUGUUCGAUGUACCCGGAAGCGACGUGUUAACUGUUCACGUGACCGAGGGCUGUGUUCGGGGUGAUGAAAAACCCCAGUACAUAAGAAAAACCGAAACUUCGGAAGAGGAAUUACAACAAGCGCAGCGGGUAAAUAAUUAACAGAUAAUAAAAUCAGGGAUAGGUCCUGCAAAAUCGUUUUGACUGUGAAGAAAAACCUUGAGUGUUUCCUCACACAAAGUAUACGAAAUAUUUUUGCGGUUCUUAAAUCUCGAGCCGCGUCUCUUUAUGCCAUCUGUACUACUAAGUAAAAUUUCUGAAUCUGAUCAAGACAACAUGGAACUGUCGAAAGUAAAUUCCAGAUCGUUUAUAAUCGUUUGAAUGUACCGGAUGAAAUUAUCUUCCGCAGGUGCUUGAAUUUCGAACAGGUUCAUUCCAAAUUUAUACUCUUUCAUUUUUCUUAUUUUUUGCGCAACAGAGAGAUUCAAUUUCCAAAAUGAAGUUUGACAGCAUAUAUUAUCGACUCACGCAUUCAAUCCAUUAGACUUAAUCAACCAUUAAAAUUUUUUCUUUUUGAAAUUUCCAGUACUUAAUUCAAAUUCUUUCAUUGCAACAAUGUAAACUUAUGAACGAUUCCUCGAUGUGGAAGGUGGGAAAAGAGACGAAAUCGAAAUUCAUAGCACCUGAGCUUGGCGUCGUGAU